Molecule: messenger RNA, 2115 nt
Organism: Mesoplodon densirostris (Blainville's beaked whale)
Lineage: Eukaryota; Metazoa; Chordata; Mammalia; Artiodactyla; Ziphiidae
Gene: ACTR3B
Product: actin related protein 3B
Cellular component (GO): actin cortical patch
Molecular function (GO): actin filament binding
Source: RefSeq, a predicted model, not a curated record
GCUCCCGGGAGCGGGCGGCGCGGGGCUAACGCGGCAAGCGGACAGCGGCGGGACCUCCUGGGCAGCCAGCGUGGACGGAGCGGCGCGCGUGCUGAGCAUGGCGGGCUCCCUGCCUCCCUGCGUGGUGGACUGCGGCACCGGGUAUACCAAGCUUGGCUACGCAGGCAACACUGAGCCACAGUUCAUUAUUCCUUCAUGUAUUGCCAUCAGAGAGUCUGCAAAGGUGGUCGACCAAGCCCAGAGGAGGGUGUUGAGGGGUGUCGAUGACCUGGACUUCUUCAUAGGGGACGAAGCCAUAGAUAAACCCACGUACGCCACAAAGUGGCCAAUAAGACACGGAAUAAUUGAAGACUGGGAUCUAAUGGAAAGGUUCAUGGAACAAGUGAUUUUUAAAUAUCUUCGAGCUGAGCCUGAGGAUCAUUAUUUUUUAAUGACAGAACCUCCACUGAACACACCAGAAAACAGAGAAUAUCUUGCAGAAAUUAUGUUUGAAUCAUUUAAUGUACCAGGACUCUACAUUGCAGUUCAGGCAGUGCUGGCCUUAGCAGCGUCUUGGACCUCGCGACAAGUGGGCGAACGUACGUUAACGGGGAUCGUCAUCGACAGUGGGGAUGGGGUCACCCAUGCUAUCCCAGUGGCAGAAGGGUAUGUCAUUGGGAGCUGCAUCAAACACAUCCCUAUCGCAGGGAGAGAUAUUACGUAUUUCAUGCAACAGCUGCUGAGGGAGCGGGAGGUGGGGAUUCCUCCGGAGCAGUCGCUGGAGACUGCCAAAGCCAUCAAGGAGAAAUACUGUUACAUUUGCCCUGAUAUCGUCAAGGAAUUUGCCAAGUACGAUGUGGAUCCUCAGAAGUGGAUCAAACAGUACACGGGGAUCAAUGCAGUCAACCAGAAGAAGUUCAUUAUAGAUGUUGGCUACGAAAGGUUCCUGGGCCCUGAGAUUUUCUUUCACCCGGAGUUUGCCAACCCAGACUUUAUGGAGUCCAUCUCGGACGUUGUUGAUGAAGUCAUACAGAACUGCCCCAUCGAUGUCCGUCGUCCACUGUAUAAGAAUGUCGUGCUUUCAGGGGGCUCGACGAUGUUCAGGGACUUUGGACGUCGCCUGCAGAGAGACUUAAAAAGGGUGGUGGACGCCAGACUGAGACUCAGCGAGGAGCUCAGUGGCGGCAGAAUAAAGCCCAAGCCCGUGGAGGUCCAGGUGAUAACGCAUCACAUGCAGCGCUAUGCGGUGUGGUUCGGAGGCUCGAUGCUGGCCUCAACUCAUUUAUGCUCCGUCUGCUGGUUGCCUCUUGCAGCCGGAGUUCUUCCAGGUCUGUCACACCAAGAAGGGCUACGAGGAGUACGGCCCCAGCAUCUGCCGCCACAACCCCGUCUUUGGAGUCAUGUCUUAGUGGCGGCUUUGACACCGCCCUUCCAGUGGUGUCACGGCGGGUGUGCAAGUGUCCUUCAGACGAGGAGACCGGCUCCUGUACGCAGUGCGCGUGCUGUGGUGCCGGGCAGCCCAGCAAAGCCAUCUCCAUGCCCGGCCUCCCCCCGCCCCUCCCCGCUCUCCUCUCCACCCGAGCUUCGAGUCCACAGAUCCAAUUCCGGAGGAAUUCAGCUGCGACUCUCAGAUUUGUUACGGAAAACCCUAGAACACGGCGCAAAAUAGCUCCCCACCCAGGGCAGAGUAUGGGGCUCUCAACCCUUCUCCUCCCAGACUAUUUUUGUAAAUAAAAUGUUAUAAACUUGAAAUACAAAUUGAUGUUUAUAUUUCCUAUCAUUUUGUAUUUUAUGGUAUUUGGUACACCUGGCUGAUCCCGAGCACGAGUAGAUGUCGAUGUCAUGGAGUGUUGUCAUAAAACGUUUUUAACUGUGAGGCAUGUUCUGAUGUGUUUGUAGGGAAACAAAAUAAAGCAGAGUACACUUUUUUGGCCACAUGUUUGCUAGGAAAUGGUUACACUUUAUUGGAGUGAUGGGAAGUUUAAACACUAAGCAGUGUUGUAUGAGAAUUAUUACAGACAACGUAUCUUUUCAUUUUCUUGUUGGAACUCUCUGGAAUUGUUUUAUAGAAGAUGCCGGUUUGCUGUUGGUGAGUGCUGGAUGAAAUACUACCUUGCACCAUUGUAAUAAAAGCAG